UGGUCAUAUGAAAAUGAAUCUGAAAUCUCUUUGUCUUUUAAAGGGGCAGGGCAGGGGUAUCUGUGGCACAGCAAGCUGAACUGCCUGUGAUGCUGACAUCCCACAUCUGAGCGCCAGUUCCAGCCCCCACUGUUCUGAUCUAGCUCCCUGCGAACAUGCCUGGGAAAGCAGCAGAAUGUGGCCCAGCACACCACGGGAGCUGAAUGAUGCCAGAUGUUGACCUUUUGAACCUGUUUGCUCUUCCAUGAAGACACAGUCAUUGUAUAUACAAUGAGUCUUCCUCAAGAAGUUCGUGGGACAUGGUUCUGGUUCUGUCGCUGAGACACGUGAAGGUCGGAGACUUGGUGUGGAGGCUGGCUCGGCGCUGGUGGACGCUGGGAUGGAUUCGUCCUCGUCCGCGGCGGGCUUGGGCGCGGUGGACCCGCAGUUGCAGCACUUCAUCCAGGUGGAGACCCAGAAGCAGCGCUUCCAGCAGCUGGUGCACCAGAUGACCGAGCUCUGUUGGGAGAAGUGUGUGGACAAGCCUGGGCCGAGGUUGGACAGUCGGGCUGAGGCCUGUUUCGUGAACUGCGUCGAGCGCUUCAUUGAUACGAGCCAGUUUAUCUUGAAUCGACUGGAGCAGACCCAGAAAUCCAAGCCAGUCUUCUCCGAAAGCCUUUCUGACUGACCACAGCAUUAUGUCUUUGGAAAAGGAAGGUAUUGAGGACAUGCAGAGUGAUUGGUGGGAUGGUGGCAGAAAUACCCAGGGGAGAUGGUUUUCCUGUUUUGUCACACCUGCAACAAAGUCCUGUGAUCGAAAAUGAACGAUCAUUUUGUGUGCGGGGUCUGUGGGUCAUGUGGAUCUAGUUGCUGGGUAUUUGUGUGCCAGGUCUGUAGGUCGUGUGUGGAUUUGGUUGCUGGGUAUUUGUGUGCUGGGUCUGUAGGUCGUGUGGAUCUGGUUGUGUUUGACUCUAGUUGGGUGAACAUAAUGCACGGGUGUGUGGGAGGCUCAGUUAGAUGUGUGUCUGUAUUGGGACUAUGCUUUUCUCAGUGUCCCCUUUAAGUACUCCUUAUAAUUUGACAAUGGAACUGCUUUCUAUAAUUUGAUAGUAAAGUGAAAUCUCGUUUGUGUGGA
This is a messenger RNA of Oryctolagus cuniculus (rabbit), 1114 nucleotides long. Lineage: Eukaryota; Metazoa; Chordata; Mammalia; Lagomorpha; Leporidae. The record is from RefSeq and is a predicted model, not a curated record.